CAACGCCGCCGCCUGGGCAGGUGCUGGUCAGCUCCCGCCCUCUGGCCUGGAGGAAGCCGAGGCUCCUCGAGAGGCGUUUCUGGGAAGGGCCCUGCCGGGGAAACGAGAGGACGCGGGGGCAACCGAGCCGGCAGCUGGCCAUGUAAACAAGCACAGCCCUCGCUGCGGGGCUCAGGCAGGCAAGCAACCUGCGUGCGCGGCGGAAGGCAGGCGGGCUCGCUCUCCCCUUGGCGGCCUCAUCUUCCUGUGGCAUGGAGUUGGUGAGCGGUGAACAACCUGUUGUUAUGAGAGACGACAACAAGCGAAGAAGGAGAAGGAUGAAGCCACACUGUACAGCAAGCAACUUGUCUUCAACUGAAUUGAUAUCCAUUGAGUUCAUUCUACCUACAAGCAACAUGCUAAUAGAUAUAGCCAGCAACUGUACAGUAGAGCAGAUGAAAGCACAAGUUUGGAUGCGAGCAAUAGAGAGGAACCAGACCUCGGAUUUCUACCAUAAAUUCACUCCAGAUCAAUUUGUUCUUCAGUACCAAAAGAAGGGACAGUGGUAUGAAAUUUAUGACAAGCAUCAAAUAAUACAGACCCUUGACUGUAUAUUGUAUUGGAAAGUGCUACAAAAGAAAGUGGGCAAAAUUCAUGUGAUCCAAAAGCAGAAGCCCACAGAGGACGUUCAGAAGUUUCAAAAGCAACUCAAUUAUUUGAUUGGCUAUGAUGUUACUGAUGUCAGUAAUGUGCAUGAUGACGAGCUGGAAUUUGCUCGACGCAGGUUAGUCACUCCACGGACAAUUGAAGUAACCUGCAGAGAUCCAAAAUUGUAUUCAAUGCACCCUUGGAUUACAUCCAAACCACUUCCAGACUACUUGCUUAGUAAAAUUGUCAAUAAUAAUAUUUUUAUAAAUAUACACAGAGGAACAACUAGCCAAAAGAUUAAAGUACCUAUUGAUGACAGUCCAGAUCUCAUCCUUCAGAGUUUUUUCACCAAAAUGGCAAAGAAGAAAUCUUUGAUGAAUAUUCCUGAAGAUUACAGUGAGCUGAACUUUGUUCUGAGGGUGAGUGGCAGGGAUGAGUAUAUUGUAGGAGACACACCUCUCAAAAACUUCCACUGGAUAAGGCAGUGCCUCAAGAAUGAGGAUGAAAUUCACCUGGUCCUGGAUGAUCCACCUGACCCAAACCAGGAUGAGGUACAAAAAGAGGAGUGGCCCUUAGUGGACGACUGCACUGGAGUGUCAGGAUACCAUGAACAGCUGACAAUAGAUGGCAAGGAUCACGAGAGAGUAUUCACUAUAUCAUUGUGGGAUUGCAACAGGAAAUUCAGGGUCAAAAUAAUUGGCAUUGAUAUCCCUGUGCUUCCAAGAAACGCAGACCUUACUGUAUUUGUUGAGGCUAAUAUUCAACAUGGGCAGCAGCUCCUUUCACAGAAAAGAACUACAGCUAAACCAUUUACUGAAGAAGUCCUGUGGAACACUUGGCUUGAGUUUGAUAUCAAGAUCAAAGACUUGCCCAAAGGGGCACUUCUGACCCUGCAGGUAUAUUGUGGCAAAGCGCCAGCUUCGGCUGCAAAGGCUAACCUCCAUUUGCAUGAUUCCCCAAGUUCUGACGCUAAAUGCAAAACCCAGCUUCUCUAUUAUGUAAACAUUUUGUUGAUAGACCACCGGUCCCUGCUCCGGACUGGUGACUACGUGCUUCAUAUGUGGAAAUUUCCAGGCAAAGGGGAAGAGCAGGGAAGUAUAAAUGCCGAUAAGCUUACUUCAGCCACAAAUCCAGAUAAAGACAAUUCCAUGGCUGUCUCCAUUGUCCUGGACAAAUACUGCCACCCCAUAGCCUUGCCCAAACACAAGAUAGCAUCUGAGCCACAAGCGGACAGGGCCAGAGCUGAAAUGCCCAACCAACUGCGCAAGCAGCUUGAAGAGAUCAUAGCCACGGACCUGCUUAAUCCACUUACCCCUGAAGACAAAGAGUUACUGUGGCAUUUCCGGUAUGAAAGUAUAAAGCACCCAAAGGCAUACCCUAAGCUGCUUAGCUCUGUGAAAUGGGGACAGCAAGAAAUAGUAGCUGAAACAUACCAAUUAUUAUCCAAGAGAGAUGCUUGGGACCAAAGCACUUUGGAUGUUGGAUUGACAAUGCAACUUUUAGACUGUAACUUUUCCGAUGAAAACGUGAGAGCGAUGGCGGUGCAAAAACUGGAGGGUUUAGAAGAUGAUGAUGUUCUUCAUUAUCUCUUGCAGCUAGUUCAGGCUGUGAAAUUUGAGCCUUAUCAUGACAGUGCAUUAGCCCGAUUUCUUCUAAAACGUGGCUUAAGGAACAAAAGAAUAGGACACUUUCUGUUUUGGUUUUUGAGAAGCGAGAUUGCACAAUCCAUGCACUAUCAGCAAAGGUUUGCUGUGAUCCUGGAAGCUUAUCUGAGAGGCUGUGGGAAAGCCAUGCUGCAAGACUUUAUGAAGCAGGUUCAAGUAACUGAGCUGUUGCAUAAAGUGACAAUGGACAUGAAGGCAGUUUCUGCGGAAAAGCAUGAUGUCACACCUCAAGUAAUCGCACAGCUCAAACAGAAACUUGAGAAACUACAGGACAGCAAGUUUCCCGAAUGCUUUAGAGUUCCAUAUGACCCUGGUCUGAAAGCAGGAGCGCUUGUGAUAGAAAGGUGUAAAGUAAUGGCAUCCAAGAAAAAACCGCUUUGGCUAGAAUUCAAAUGUGCAGAUCCUACUUCCUUAUCCAAUGAAACGAUUGGCAUCAUCUUCAAACAUGGAGAUGACCUGCGACAGGACAUGCUUAUUUUACAGAUACUUCGAAUCAUGGAGUCCAUCUGGGAGGAAGAAUCCUUGGAUUUAUGUCUGUUGCCAUAUGGGUGCAUUUCUACAGGAAAUAAAAUAGGAAUGAUUGAAAUUGUAAAGGAUGCCACAACGAUUGCCAAAAUCCAGCAAAGCACAGUUGGAAACACAGGAGCCUUUAAGGAUGAAAUAUUAAACCAGUGGCUAAAGGAUAAAUGUGUAAUUGAAGAAAAGUUUCAGGCAGCCGUGGAUAGAUUUGUGUACUCGUGUGCUGGUUACUGCGUGGCAACCUUUGUCCUUGGAAUAGGAGACAGGCACAAUGACAAUAUUAUGAUCACAGAGUCAGGCAAUCUAUUUCAUAUCGACUUCGGCCAUAUUCUUGGAAAUUACAAGAGCUUCCUUGGAAUUAAUAAGGAAAGAGUUCCUUUUGUAUUAACACCGGAUUUUCUGUUUCUCAUGGGAACCACUGGAAAGAAAACGAGUCCACGCUUUCAAAAUUUUCAGGAUAUCUGUGUGAAGGCUUACCUUGCUCUUCGGCAUCACACAAACCUUCUCAUCAUCCUGUUUUCCAUGAUGCUGAUGACUGGAAUGCCUCAGCUGACUAGCAAAGAAGAUAUUGAGUAUAUUCGCGAUGCACUGACGGUUGGCAAAAAUGAAGAAGAUGCUAAGAAGUAUUUCCUAGAUCAGAUCGAAAUAUGUAGGGAUAAAGGGUGGACUGUGCAGUUCAAUUGGUUUCUGCAUCUUGUGCUUGGAAUCAAACAAGGAGUGGAGAAACAUUCUGCCUAAUGGUGAAUAGAUGCACAAAUAACUAGAAAGUAACCUGCUGUUGCAAUCGGUUCUUAGCCUUUUAGGCCACCCCAGUUCCAGGGACUUUCCCCUGCCAAAAAUCCAACUCUCAUUAAAAAAGUACUUUUGUCGAGGUGUUGAUACUGCACAGUGGGUGAUUUAACAUACACAAAGCCUUGUUGAAAUGGCCUUCAUUCUCCCCCCUUAUUUGCCACAGGUGUUUUAAUAACCUAAUGUUAAAAUUUAGAUGGCACCACUGCUUUGCUGAUUGUUUUGUGUAGCUCCUGCAACAAGAUAGAAAGACCUUCUGGAAAUACUGGACCACAUGCAGAAUAAAUUUUAAAGUAAUUUUUCUCUUUUUAAGCCAUUUAAUUCUUAAGUAAACUAAUUUACAAAGUUACAGGUAGGUAGCUGUGUUGGUCUGAGUCGAAGCAAAAUAGAAAAAAAUUCCUUCAGUAGCACCUUAAAGACCAACUAAGUUUUAUUUUGGUAUGAGCUUUCAUGUUGGUCUUUAAGGUGCUACUGAAGGAUUUUUUUUCUAUUUUGCUGUAAUUUACAAAUAUUUUCUCUUGAGUGAGAUCAAAUGUAGUGUGAGCAGGUAUCCACUUGUGAACUUGGGGUUUCCUUCCUCCUCUUCCACCUGAAGGCCCCAAGCCUGCUCCAGGGGUUGGAGGAUCUUCCAGUUAAGAUUUGGAGAGAUGGAGGUGGGCAAAGAGAAGCUGGAAGUCUGCUCUCUGCUUUCAUAAUACUAGCAAAGGGACUCCAUUGUUUUAAGGGUAGGAAGUUGGAAGAGGAAACGUCAUAGCGGUGUCAUUCUAGGUCGAGAAAUCCUCUCUGUUGCUGGGAUGAAUAUUUCACACAAGAGGAAUCAUUCAUCCAUCUGGAAGCUGAAGUGCCACUGUCCGUGGAUUCCUCUGGUAGUUAAUCACAGAGUGUUUCAGAUAAUCCCUUUGAAGAAAGAAGAUGGAAGAGCAAAUUGCAGGAGCCAAUUUGCAUUGGUGGGGGACAGGGACUGCUAGGGUUGAUAGGUAGUAAAUAGCUGAUCCAUUCUUAAGUUACAGUACUGCGUGUGAAGUCUGUACCUAUUAUUACUCCUAUGAGUGGAAGGAGAAAAGCUCUGUAACAGUGAUUAUUUGUGCAAGAGAAGCACUGUUUGGAAAGGAAUUUUACGCAUCUAAAUUUCAUUCUCGGCAGUGUCGGUUAGGUUUCAAGUUUUCAACCUUUCUUCUGAAGUUUUCCCCCCUCCUUUUUUUAAAAGUGAGUUUUCAUUGCCUGGCACAGUGAUAUAUUUAUACUAAUUAAUAGUAAACUCAGUGAAAUAUUAACCUGUAUUUAAAAGCUUUAUAAUGGUGGUACUAGAAGAAACACUGUCCAAGAGCCUCUCCUUCGUUUACCAAAUGUUUUGACAAGCCAAAAGCUUAUUUAUUUUUCUCAGUGCCAGGUGUUUUAGUUUUCAAAUACAUACCACUGCCACAAUCCAGAACCACAAUGGUCAUACCCAGCUUAACAAACGAUAUAUAUAUUUUUAAUGGGCCAUUCACUUAUAUCUAGUACUGCACCACGAUCAAAACAGAAUAUAGAGAGACUAUAUAUUAAAUUUAACUAAUAAGGGUGGUAUUCAGAGUAGACGCACUAUAAUUAAUGAACUGAAGUUAGUUUUGUUCAUUACUUUUAAUGGGUCUACUCUGAGUAAAAAUUAGUUGAACACUACCCCUAGGUGUGUUAAGAUCUUCACUAGAAAGAUGGUGAGAAUUUUAUAAUUGAUUCUAGAACUGUAAAAUUACAAAAGCAUUGCUAAUGCAAAUGUUGUCUGAAUUGUGUUUAUAUAGCCAAAACAAAAAUGGCUUGAAAUUCUGGCUUCCAUGUGUUACGUAACAUAACAAUUAAUUGGUAUGUAACAGAGUAUGUAUGUUAAAUGUUAAAAAGCACAAUAGAUUUGGCUUAAUCUUUUUCUCGUCUACAUGAGUCACUUAACACAGUGACCCAGAUUAACAAAGUAAUUUGUUGUGACUCUUUAUUAAGAAAUUCUUUCUUUCCUUGUCUAUUAAAAUUGUUGUCUUAUGUUCAGUGAUUUCUUAUGUAUUAAGUAAUUUUGGCUGAAAUAGGAAAACCUUUUCUAACAAAGUUGCUUGUAUAUGUUUUAAAACUCAGUAUGUGUACUGUAGGCUUACAGUUUUAAAAACUGUGUCGUAAUUUUGAAAGGAUUUGUUUAUAUAUGAUUAAACAAUACUCAUACACCUA
Molecule: messenger RNA, 5789 nt
Organism: Zootoca vivipara (common lizard)
Lineage: Eukaryota; Metazoa; Chordata; Lepidosauria; Squamata; Lacertidae
Gene: PIK3CG
Product: phosphatidylinositol-4,5-bisphosphate 3-kinase catalytic subunit gamma
Biological process (GO): phosphatidylinositol-3-phosphate biosynthetic process; phosphatidylinositol 3-kinase/protein kinase B signal transduction; phosphatidylinositol-mediated signaling
Cellular component (GO): plasma membrane; phosphatidylinositol 3-kinase complex, class IB; phosphatidylinositol 3-kinase complex, class IA
Molecular function (GO): 1-phosphatidylinositol-4-phosphate 3-kinase activity; 1-phosphatidylinositol-3-kinase activity
Source: RefSeq, a predicted model, not a curated record